AUGGACAACGACACCAAGGGCAAGAUGGAGCCGGCUACUACAACUGGCAGUGUUGUCAUAGUGACUGAAGACGCGCGCCCUCAGCGUGUCUCCUUUUUCGAGAACAUUUUUUAUCAUCUCUGGGAAAUGACCAACAUCUCAAGAGCCCCGAGGAACGCAAGCUUGUUAGAAAGCUUGACUUUGGCAUUCUCAUUUGCGCCACUCUUGGCUAGUGGUAUGAAGGAAGACCUGAACAUUCAGGGCAACCAAUACACAUACGUGUUGAUUAUGCAGGUCCCCUCCAAUGCCAUCGUUCUCAAGGUCAGGCCCAGAAUCUGCAUUGUUGUAUGUGAAUUGGGAUGGACUGUAUUCACUUUUGCCCAAGCCGCUUCCACGAGCCCGACACAAAUGUACGCCUUUCGCUUUAUGAUCGGAUUAUUUGAGUCCGGUUUCUCUCCAGUUAUAAUUUUCCUUUUAGGCUCUUGGUACAAUAAAGCCGAGCUGGCGAAGAGAAUGGCUAUCUGGAAUAUCACGGGUUUCUUUGGUGCAGCAACAUCAGGCUUCCUGCAGGCUGCCGUCCAUAAAACUCUCGAUGGACGGCUUGGCCUUGCUGGUUGGCGUUGGAUGUAUAUCAUCUGUGGUUGCAUGUCACUCCCUGUUGCUUUAUCGGUGUGGUUUCUUCUACCUGAUUUGCCUCACAACACAAAGGCUUGGUAUAUCACCAAAGAGGAGAAACAGAUCGCAUUGCGCCGCUCUGCUACUCAAGGAAAGGCUCAAGUAAAUGGAAAGUUGGACAAAGCCCUUGCCAAGCCUUGCCAGGGUGCAUCUUAUUUCGCCAUCUACCUCAGAGCAUCCGGAUAUAGUGUCACGGCACGAAAUGUUAUUCCAGGUUGCGCCAACCUCGUUUCCAUGAUCACCGACUUCUCAUACAGCUUCGGAUCUGACUACACCGGUAACCGUGUCUGGUGGAUGGUUAUUCCUAUUAUGUGCACAACCGUGGUUGGCUCUUCUAUCCUCACAGCAUGGCCGGCUGCCGAUGCUGCCCGCGUGGUCGCAUUCUUCCUUCUUUCAAGUGGUUUCGUCACAGGCAUCACUUGGACCUGGGCCAAUGAGAUCAACGUUGGCAGUGCCGAAGAACGUGCCCUUACAAUCUCAAGCAUGAACGGUCUAUUGUAUGCUACCGGUUCAUCCAUGCCUAUUCCUAUCUUCCCCCAGACCAUGGCCCCUAAGUUCGAGCGGGGCUUCCCAUCUUUGCUUGGCUUUGGCGUGGUUGCGUGUAGCUUGAUGUUAUUUGCCGACUUUAUGCACAAGAGACAGUUGCGUCUCGAGGCUGAGCAAUCUGACAGUGCUGUUCCCGCAGAACGUACGAAGUUUGAAGAGAAUUAG
Molecule: messenger RNA, 1365 nt
Organism: Fusarium graminearum PH-1
Lineage: Eukaryota; Fungi; Ascomycota; Sordariomycetes; Hypocreales; Nectriaceae
Exons: 10
Coding region: 1-1365 (454 amino acids)
Biological process (GO): transmembrane transport
Cellular component (GO): membrane
Molecular function (GO): transmembrane transporter activity
Source: RefSeq, a predicted model, not a curated record